Molecule: messenger RNA, 973 nt
Organism: Hevea brasiliensis (rubber tree)
Lineage: Eukaryota; Viridiplantae; Streptophyta; Magnoliopsida; Malpighiales; Euphorbiaceae
Product: putative expansin-A17
Exons: 3
Coding region: 126-893 (255 amino acids)
Biological process (GO): plant-type cell wall organization
Cellular component (GO): extracellular region
Source: RefSeq, a predicted model, not a curated record
CGUGACAUUAGCAGUAACCAUAAAUAGCCGAGGAGUCUGCCGUUUAUUGACAUCAAGCCCGCAGCUCUAUUCUUCUUCAUCUGAGGAAAGACACAGUUCGCCAUUUAUUUUGAGAAGAAGACAGAAUGGUAAUGAUGCUUUUUAUGUUCCUAUUGCUGGGGCUAUUUCCCACAAAACAAUAUGUAGCAUCAGCCGUUUGGCUGCAAGCUCAUGCAACUUUCUAUGGUGGAAGUGACGGUUCCGGUACAAUGGGCGGUGCCUGUGGAUAUGGAAAUCUCUACACCGAUGGCUAUGGAUUCAAAAGUGCUGCACUGAGCACAGCCCUAUUCAACGAUGGCAAGUCAUGUGGUGGCUGCUAUCAGAUUGUCUGCGACGCCACUCAGGUUCCUCAAUGGUGCCUUAAGGGUUCAUCAAUUACGAUUACUGCUACAAACUUCUGUCCACCAAAUUAUAAUCUCCCUAGUGACAAUGGAGGGUGGUGCAACCCCCCACGACCACACUUCGACAUGUCGCAACCUGCCUUCGAGACUAUCGCAAAGUAUAGUGCUGGCAUUGUCCCUGUUUUCUACAGAAAGGUGAGAUGCACGAGAAGUGGGGGCAUAAGAUUUACCAUCAAUGGAAAUAACUACUUUGAGCUGGUGCUUAUAUCAAACGUAGGAGGAGCAGGAGAGAUCUCCAAUGUGUGGAUCAAAGGAUCCGAAUCCAACCAAUGGGAAGCCAUGUCAAGGAAUUGGGGCGCCAAUUGGCAGAGCCUAAGCUAUCUGAAUGGCCAGAGCUUGUCCUUUAAAGUCCAAGCAAGCGACGGAAGUACCCGCACUGCUCUGAACUUGGUUCCUUCCAACUGGGUGUUUGGCCAAUCCUUCAAAAGCAAUGUUCAAUUCCAGAAUUCAUAGGUGUUUCAGAAGUUUCUUAUUGUCCCUUUUCAACCUGUCUCUUCGUUUGUGUUUAUUUCACCACUUCUGUAUUGAUUGAU